CUGUGACGCGGCCGCCGGCCCCGGGGCUGGGUACUUUGUCGCGCCGCCGCUUCCCCCCGGCCGGGCCCCCGCCAUCCCGCGUUCCACGGAGCGCCAGGCCCCCGGGGGGGAGGGAGGGAGGAACAAGGGCCGGUGGACGCCAGCGGCGGACGGCGGGACCCACGGAGCCCCGCGACCCGCCGAGCCUGGAGCCGAGCCGGGGCGGGGAAGCCGGCUCAAGCCCGGAGCAAACUUCCCAGCCGGACGGGGGGCGGCGGGGACCCCGUCCGGAGCCGGAGGAGGGGGCGGCCGCGGGCCCUCCCGCCUCGGCUCCCGCGUCUCCGGGCACCAUGCUGUCCAACUCCCAAGGCCAGACCCCGCCGGUGCUGUUCCCCAACCCGCCGCCGCCGCCGCAGCCCCCCGCCCCGACCCAGCCUCACCCCCCGGCCCAGCCGCCGCCGCCGCAGCCCCCGCAGCAGUUUCCCCAGUUCUACGUCAAGUCGAGCCUGCAGAUCAAGAAGAACGCCAUCACCGACGACUACAAGGUCACCACCCAGGUCCUGGGACUGGGCAUCAACGGGAAAGUUUUGCAGAUUUUCAACAAGCGGACCCAGGAGAAAUUUGCCCUAAAAAUGCUUCAGGACUGCCCCAAGGCCCGCAGGGAGGUGGAGCUGCACUGGCGGGCCUCCCAGUGCCCACACAUUGUCCGCAUCGUGGAUGUCUAUGAGAAUCUGUAUGCGGGGAGGAAGUGCCUGCUGAUUGUCAUGGAGUGUUUGGAUGGUGGAGAACUCUUCAGCCGAAUUCAAGACCGAGGAGAUCAAGCAUUCACAGAAAGAGAAGCAUCAGAAAUCAUGAAGAGCAUUGGUGAGGCCAUCCAGUAUUUGCACUCAAUCAACAUUGCUCAUCGGGAUGUCAAGCCUGAGAAUCUUUUAUAUACUUCUAAAAGGCCCAACGCCAUUCUGAAACUCACUGAUUUUGGCUUUGCCAAGGAAACCACCAGCCACAACUCUUUGACCACUCCUUGUUAUACGCCGUACUAUGUGGCUCCGGAAGUGCUGGGCCCAGAGAAGUAUGACAAGUCCUGUGACAUGUGGUCUCUGGGUGUCAUCAUGUACAUCUUGCUAUGUGGGUAUCCCCCCUUCUACUCCAACCACGGCCUUGCCAUCUCUCCGGGCAUGAAGAGUCGCAUCCGAAUGGGCCAGUAUGAAUUCCCCAACCCGGAAUGGUCAGAAGUAUCAGAGGAAGUGAAGAUGCUCAUUCGGAACCUGCUGAAAACAGAGCCCACUCAGAGAAUGACCAUCACAGAGUUUAUGAACCACCCCUGGAUCAUGCAAUCAACGAAUGUCCCUCAAACCCCACUGCACACCAGCCGGGUCCUGAAGGAGGACAAGGAGCGGUGGGAGGAUGUCAAGGAGGAGAUGACCAGUGCCUUGGCCACAAUGCGUGUUGACUACGAGCAAAUCAAGAUAAAAAAGAUUGAAGAUGCAUCCAACCCUCUGCUUCUGAAGAGGCGGAAGAAAGCUCGGGCCCUGGAGGCUGCAGCCCUUGCUCACUGAGCCUCUGAGCACCCUCCUGCCCCACUGGAGGAAAAGCAAUAACUCUCUACAUGAAUAUAAUUUUUAAAAGAAGAGACACAGACAUGUCCACUUAUGCCUCCCUUCCUCCUUUGCUGCAUGGAGCCUAAUAUCUUGCCAGCAGCAAAAUUCUGACCCUUUGGCAUCACCUGCCUUGGUUCUGGCCAACCCUGGAGAGGCUGGGAGGUUGGGAGGGUGAGGAGAGAAGGGAGCAAGAUGCUCUUGAACCUGUGCUCAUCUUGCAGUUUUAUCAGUAAUUUGACUUUGAAUUUUUAUGAAACCUUUUAUUGUCCUUUCUCCUACUCCUCCUCCUUUUUCCCCAAACCCCUUCCUUCCAGGAUACUGCAAGGGUUUGGGGUUUGUUGAAGGGUAUUUGUGGAAACCAUUAUAGGGAGCGUCCCUGUGUUGUCGCAUCUGCCUUCCGUUUCCCCACUACAGCCUGAGGUCCCACUGGCUGAGGUGUUCUGGAAGCUCAAGGCUACGGAGGGCUGGGGCCUGGAUGCUGCCCACCUUCUCCACCUGGAGCCCUCAGACAUCACCAGUGUGCUGAGCAGAUAGGAGUGAGUGAGUGAGUGAGUGUGUGUGUGUGUGUCUGGAGCCGUGUAGGCAGAGCCAGGGCAGGCAGGGCUGCAGAAGGGGCCCUGCUGUGGCUCAAGAACCUUUUCCUUCCUUGGGCCUGCCCUGCCCAUGUUGGGCCCGCAAAAGUGCCUGGGAAGCCUAUCCAGAUUUUGAACCAGGCCCUCUGUAGCCUGUCUCUGCUGCCUAAAUGCCAGGAGGUACGGAGGAGUGACUGAGGCACUGGCACAGCAAUCAGGAAGACUGGACCCCCUUCUCCCCAUUUAGUGUUGGUCCUCCGUCUCCUGAGGCGCUGAUCUACCAGGUAACCUCUCUACUUUCUGCCAUGAUUAACCCACUGUUUAUUUCUCUUAAAAUUUUAGCCAUUUCUCAGUGAGCUGCCUCUCAGCUCACCUGGGUGAGCCUGGGGAAUUUAUGGGGACACAAAGAUUUUACAUUUCCUGUGUCUCCCCUGGGCUCUGAGGGCAUUGGCCGGCUACCCCUGUUGGGUAAAGGCAGGACCACUUUUGUGGUUCCCCUCUCAGAUUUCCAUUGUGUGGCCUAGCUGGGGUGGCAGUCUUCUCACCAAAGAUGUCCUGACUUUGCCCCCUUUCUCAUUAGCCACUUCACGUCCCACCCCCCACCAAAAGAAACACAAGAAAACGGCUCAGCUUCAUGUGUCGAGGCCAGUGAGGGGAGGGUGGGCCCUCCUCAGUGUUAAUGAGGAGCCACAUGGGGGGAGGCCCUCUGUGCCGUGGUCCCUGUCGUGUCCCCUCUUCCGUUUGCGGGGAUGGGGUGGCAGUAGUACUUCAGCUUUCAUCUCCUUCAGGGGCAGGGUGGUGAGGGGCACCGAGGUCUUCUCUGGACGUGGGGGAAGGGCUCCGAGCGCCCGAGGCAACUCCCUUGUCUCUGAUGGUGUGUCCAGCACUCAGAUUGUUGUAAACUGUUGUUUUGUAUGAUCGAAAUUGUCUUUACUAAACAGAUUUAAUAGUUGAAA
Molecule: messenger RNA, 3105 nt
Organism: Choloepus didactylus (southern two-toed sloth)
Lineage: Eukaryota; Metazoa; Chordata; Mammalia; Pilosa; Megalonychidae
Gene: MAPKAPK2
Product: MAPK activated protein kinase 2
Exons: 10
Coding region: 330-1535 (401 amino acids)
Biological process (GO): toll-like receptor signaling pathway; peptidyl-serine phosphorylation; response to cytokine
Cellular component (GO): cytoplasm; nucleus
Molecular function (GO): calcium/calmodulin-dependent protein kinase activity; calmodulin binding; mitogen-activated protein kinase binding
Source: RefSeq, a predicted model, not a curated record